GCCGGACUCCGCUGAUGAUGGUCAGAAUGCUGCUUCUGGCAAGGUGUUCUCGGCGAAAGCCUUGAAACGCAUGAAAGCCAAAUUACGCAAGCAGACCGAAGCGAGUGUCUUGGCUGCCCAUGGCCUGCCCCUGAAGCCUAACGCUAAGGGUGGAAGUGGCCAGAAAGGUGGCGGCAAGACUGGUAGGAACCAGAGCACUCCCUGCAACACUGUGACCAAACCC
Amoebophrya sp. A120 is the source of this 223-nucleotide messenger RNA. The record is from the annotation of a GenBank genome assembly. NCBI's taxonomy places the organism in Eukaryota, Dinophyceae, Syndiniales, Amoebophryaceae.